AUGUCUUCAUCACAGCUUGAUUUGCCUCCAAUUUAUCAAUUUCCUCCAUUAUUUACAAGACAACCAAAUAAAACAAUAAGGAAUAAACAAAUAGAGACGUGGAUUAACAUAAUAUUGACCAAUUGUGAACGUUGUAAAAUAUGGGUGAUGAGUAAAAAUGGUGAUAUGAAAUUGAUUAAUAAAGAUACAGAAUUAAUCGAAACCAUAAAUAUUUUCCAAAAUUCAAAGAUUAAUAGAUCUUGUUCACAAAUUUUUGUUAACGAAAUUUUAUUAACUAUGAAAAGACAGAACCAAAUAUUAAACAAAGAUGGCAAACCACCAACGAUAUUGAAUACGAAUACUACAGUUGAAAAUGAUGAUACAGUUUAUGAUGAUGACUUUUUCAUAAUGUGGAAAUCCUUAGACCAAUGGGCAAACGAAAUUUUAUAUUGGUUUGAAAGAACCACACAAUUAAAUAAAGUUGUAACAUUUUAUGAAAUUGUGUCAAAUGAAGAAAAUUCAGAAGAAUCAUUUUAUUCGAUGCCUGAAUCUUUACUUUAUCAAGUUUUGAAAAUAUUAGUCAAAAGAGGUAGAGCCACAAUGUUAAAAGAUGACUCAAAGUAUGUGGCUAUCAAAGUUGUAUAA
Molecule: messenger RNA, 624 nt
Organism: Arxiozyma heterogenica
Lineage: Eukaryota; Fungi; Ascomycota; Saccharomycetes; Saccharomycetales; Saccharomycetaceae
Gene: VPS25
Product: ESCRT-II subunit protein VPS25
Exons: 1
Coding region: 1-624 (207 amino acids)
Biological process (GO): protein transport to vacuole involved in ubiquitin-dependent protein catabolic process via the multivesicular body sorting pathway
Cellular component (GO): ESCRT II complex
Molecular function (GO): structural molecule activity; protein homodimerization activity
Source: RefSeq, a predicted model, not a curated record